AUGCAAGAUUAUGAGGUAAGUGGUGUUGAUCAAUCUGAUGACCCACUUGUACAUUUUGCUCUAUUCUCAGAUUGUGAUCCUGUUACUUUCCAAGAUGCUGUUAAAGAUCAAAAAUGGCAGAAAGCCAUGGAUGAAGAAAUUGCAGCUAUUGAGAAAAACCACACUUGGGAAUUGACAGAUCUUCCUAAAGGACAAAAGUCAAUUCGUAUGGAUGUAAAAUCUGCGUUCCUACACGGUGAUUUGCAAGAGCAAGUAUAUGUUGAUCAGCCUCUGGGGUAUGUGCAACAAGGGAAUGUAAAAAAGAUUUUAAUUGUGUGUUUAUAUGUGGAUGAUAUAAUCUACACUGGAAACAAUAGUGCUAUGUUUGAUGAUUUCAAGCAAUCAAUGAUGAUUGAGUUUGAAAUGUUUGAUCUUGGACUGAUGCACUACUUUCUUGGCAUUGAAGUAGCACAAACUUCUGCUGGAAUCUUUAUUUCACAGAAGAAAUAUGUUCGAGAAAUGCUAGACAAGUUUCAAAUGGCGAAUUGUAAUUCAGUUACUACACCAGUUGAACAUGGUUUUAAGCUAAUCAAAGACCAUGAAGGAAGGAAAGUAGACAACACUCUUUACAAGCAAAUCGUCGGAAGUCUUAUGUAUUUGACUACAACCAGGCCAGACAUUAUGCACGCAGUAAGCCUUAUCAGCAGAUACAUGGAAAAUCCUACGCAGUUGCAUCUUCUUGCUGCCAAAAGAAUUUUUAGAUACUUGGUUGGGACGAUUAAUUUUGGUAUUCUUUAUAGAAAGGAAGGAAAUUUUGGGUUACUUGGCUUCACUGAUAGUGACUAUGCAGGUGAUCCAGAUGAUAGAAGAAGCACCUCAGGUUAUGUCUUUAUGAUGGGCUCAUGUGUUGUUUCUUGGUCAUCAAAGAAACAACAAAUUGUUACUUUGUCCAUUACCGAAGCAGAGUUUGUUGCUGCUGCGUCGUGUGCUUGUCAAGCAAUUUGGUUGAGGAGACUACUUGAAGAAUUACAUUAUCAUCAACAAGGUCCCACUCCAGUGUAUUGUGAUAGUAGUUCAGAAAUCAAACUGUCAAAAAAUCCUGUUCUACAUGGGAGAAGCAAACAUAUUGAUGUACGAUAUCAUUUCUUACGGGAUCUCACAAAGGAUGAAACCAUUGAUCUGAUCUACUGCAGAAGUGAAGAUCAUGUUGCUGAUAUUCUAACCAAACCCCUCAAAUUGGCCAUUUUCGUGAAGCUGCAGAGAUUGCUUGGUGUUUGUUCAAUGGAGAAUACAAUUUGA
Molecule: messenger RNA, 1278 nt
Organism: Camellia sinensis
Lineage: Eukaryota; Viridiplantae; Streptophyta; Magnoliopsida; Ericales; Theaceae
Source: RefSeq, a predicted model, not a curated record